AUGGCCUCGAUCCUCCUCCCGGAGUUGUCAGCACUCAUCGCCUCCCACUUGCACCAACACGACCUUUCACCCCUCGUCCGCGUCAACUCUGAAUACCGCAGAGCAUACACCCCGUACCUCUGGAAAACCCUCAACGUCUCUGGUCACUCCCACGCCACCACCUUCAAGACCCCCGAGACCCAACAAGCACUCCACCGAUACUGUCACCAUAUCCGUACCAUUCGUUCUCGACCGCCUGAUAUGCACUUCUUGGCUGUCUUGCACGAUAUCCCGGCCCUGUGUAACUUGACGAGAUUUACGUUCCUGCCACAGUAUUGGUAUGAGCAGAGUGUUGUCUCGCUGGUCUUGGUGUUGAGAAGGAAUGUGGGGUUGCGCUUUUUGACGGUGCAGUGUCCAAGUCUGCAGCAUGGGGAUGGGGAGCGGUUGUUGUUGUCUGUUGCAGAGUCGCUACCGAGGUUGAGGGAGUUGGAUCUGUCGAUGGCGCAUGAUAAGGUGUUGAGGCCGGAUGCUGUUAGGACGUUUUUGGAGAAUCUUUCGGCGGAUCUUGAGACUUUGACCCUGAGCGUCUCCUUCUGCGGGGGCAUGCAGAGCAACCCCAACUUUGAGACACUAGGAAGACCCGUGGAGGGAAGUAGAUCACAUCCAAAACUUCGGAUACUCAAUCUGUCAACCCGUUGCGAUGCCGACAAGGAUCUGAUGAUUGUCCCUGCAGUCCUAUUAACGUUUCUUCGAGGAUGCCAGAACCUUGAGACUGUCGACGACGAUCUGAUUACGCUGAAAAACUAUCGAUCCUGGAUUUUCUCCUACCCAGUCAUCCUUGACGUCUUACUUCAGAGAACCACGGAGCUGACACACCUGCGACAAGAGUGCAACAUCCCUCUCGGAUUCAACUACAAUAAUCCACGGCGCGACACAGAAAUGGCCCAAAUCAUCUCCAGCCUGGGAAAACGGAACGGGAUCCAGGAAGGAUGGAACAUUUUAUCACUCAUGACAGGUCAACAACCCCGCCCGGCCUGUGGACGUGCACUCGUCAAGGCAUCCAAACAUGGACUUCGCAAACUGGUCCUAGACGGUGGCGCCGGCAUCUCAAGUCAGGACAUACAAUCCAUUUUUCAGCACGGCCGAUCUCUACGCGUCUUCCGCCCUUAUGCCCUUCCGCCACUCCUGGCCUCAGACUGCAUCCGCUGCCCCUGGUCAUGUACAAAACUCACAACCCUCAACCUCCAAAUAUCAGGGAUCCCCAGACCCGAUAUCCAGAUCGACUUUAUGGGCCGCCCCAUCCCUCCUGGGACAUCACCUCUCCACAACGGAACCAUGGAAGAAAGUCGAGUUCUCCAACGAAAAGUCUACACCCAACUCGGCUCUCUGACUUGCCUCCGCGAGCUGACUUUAGGAAACGAUAGUUUCGUCUCCAGCCUAAUCGUGGACGACAACGGCAAGGACGGACCCGUUUAUUUUGACCCUCGCUUCCAAUCUGACUGCCUCGAGAUGAGUCUCGCCAGUGGACUCGCCCUCCUCUCAGGAUUACAAGCACUCCAAAAAUUAAGAGUGAACAACAUGGACCACCGAUUAGGCGCAGAGGAAGUACAAUGGAUCGAUAAGACGCUGCCGAAUUUACAGAUCCUAGGAGGGCUGAGAACGACAGCGUGGCCAGGAUCGUCGAUUAGUCAGUCGAGGUCGAAUGAUAUGAUCCCCUUUGGACGGCCCUUUGGAGCUGGACCUGCCGCCCUGCAAUGCAACGUCGGCUUCAAAUUUGAAUAG
Linnemannia hyalina is the source of this 1761-nucleotide messenger RNA. The record is from the annotation of a GenBank genome assembly. NCBI's taxonomy places the organism in Eukaryota, Fungi, Mortierellomycota, Mortierellomycetes, Mortierellales, Mortierellaceae.